AAUAGAAACCAAAUGAUUUUUGCAAGCAACACUUUACCACAAAACAAUGCUUUUGAUAAUGGUAAUAAAAUCAGUAAUGAUGAUAUUUAUAAUAUUUUGGGAAAACUUUUUACUCGUAUAGAACAGUUAGAAACUUCUCAAAUCAACGUUGAACGAAAUCUUGCCGAGUUGAACAAAUUUUAUUUUAAUCAAAAUUUAUCAUUUUCAAAACAAUAA
This is a messenger RNA of Entrophospora candida, 216 nucleotides long. NCBI's taxonomy places the organism in Eukaryota, Fungi, Glomeromycota, Glomeromycetes, Entrophosporales, Entrophosporaceae. The record is from the annotation of a GenBank genome assembly.